Molecule: messenger RNA, 4482 nt
Organism: Closterium sp. NIES-65
Lineage: Eukaryota; Viridiplantae; Streptophyta; Zygnematophyceae; Desmidiales; Closteriaceae
Source: the annotation of a GenBank genome assembly
AUGGGCGGGCUCUUCUCGCGACCAGUGGGCGACGGUGAACUGCGUACGACGCUCUGCCCCGCCCGCCGUUUUUGCUCUCUAUCACCUCUUUUGCCCGCUUUCCGCUCUCUUCCCCGAAACGCCACCAGUUCCAGUGCCACCACCAAUCGCGCUAUCACCGCAAGAACCGAUCUAGAGUGGUUCAACGCGCUACUCCACUCAACUGGUGCUAUCCAUUUUAUUCUCCGCUCACGAAAUCACUCAUUGCCCCCUUCUCUCCCCAACCCCCUAUUUCUCUUCCUCCUUCCCCCCUCGCGCGCGCCAGACCCCGUGUACCCGACGGUGCGGGCGGCGGGGGAGGGGGAGCGCGGGCGGGGGUGGGUGCGCGAGUACGCGUUCGAGGACGCGCUGCACGCCACGGAGGGCUUCAAGGCGCUCGCAGGGCGCGGCCCGUUCGGGUUCGUGUACAAGGGCUUCAUGUGGGCGCACGCCGCGCGCGCGGAGGGGGACGGCACAGAGGGGGAGGGCGCAGAGGGCGCGGGCGCGCGCGCGCUGAUCCCGGUGGCGGUGAAGGUGCUGAACGGCGACCCCGUCACAGGCGUGGGGGGGCUGGCGACCUUCGCGCACGAGUGCGCGCUGGUGGAGGAGGAGGGGCGGCACGCCAGCCUGCUGCGCGUGCACGGGUAUGUGGCGCAGCGGCCGCCCAUCAUCAUCUGUGACUUCAUUGAAGGCGGCACUGUGGAGCAACUCAUGGCACGAGUGGCGCGGGGAGAGGUGCAGUUCGGGUGGAGGGAGAGAGUGCAGAUGGCGUUCACAUGUGCGGACGUGUUAGCUCAGCUGCACCGACUCAACCUCGUGCACCGCAACUUCAAAGCCUCCAACGUGCUGCUGCAACCCGACGGCACGCCAGUGGUGGCGGACUAUGGGUUGGCGCGGGUGGUGGCGGAUUGGAAGAUGCACGUGCAGAUGAGGGGCGCCUCCUCCAUGUCCUACAUCGACCCCGCCUACUUCGACUCCGGCACGUUGACGCGUCUAUCAGACACGUACGCGUUUGGCAUCUUCCUGCUCGAGCUCGUGUCGGGGGCAUCAGCGCAGGGCCCGCGCUUCAAGGCCGUGCGCAAGGCCGUGGCCGUGGCGCGCGAAGCAGACCCCGCGCAGGUGCUGGACCCGGCGCUGGCGGGGCAGUGGCAGCCCGCUGCCAGCGCCAUCGUGCUGGCGACCAUCCGCUCCGCCAUCCUGUACGAGCGCGACAACCGCCCCGACAUGGCCAUUCCCGCCACCAUGCCACUCUCCGCUCUCUCCGUCGCCCGCCCCCUCGUACCUGCCGCGGCUGCUUCCCCCGCAAGCGCCGCUCCUCCAGCGCGCGUUCAGUCCUGCGCUCUCCUCGCUAGUGACCGCCGCCUGCCCGCAUUUUUCCCGCUGCGCGCAGCAUUGCAUGCGCGCACAGCCCUCGCUAGCGCCCUCUCCCCCCACGACCAUGGAUGCACGUCGGGCCCACGCGGUCGCCGCCAGCGCGCGGCGCAGCAAGCCACUCAAGCAGCUCUCGCCGAUGGCCGCACGCUGCUGGAGGUGGAGUUCCCCACGGCCAGCCUUGACUCCGUGCCAGGCGAUGCGGAGGGCGGGAUAGAGAUGACCAACAGCAUGCGAAUGCUGCGCCAGUACUGCCUCAUGUUCGCCUCAAAAGGCCCCCCGCCCUCCUCCGUGCGCCUUUUCUUCCCGGACGCCAACGAGCUGCCGGCAGCGCAGGAGGUGUUUGAGGGCACGGCGUUCCCCCUGGACUGCCUGACCAAGCCCACGGGGCUGGAGGACAUCGGCUUCUCGCGCAAGCUGCCCCUCGCUGACCGCGUGGCCGCCACCGACCGCCUCUUUGUGGCGGCCUACCCCUACUUCAACGUCAACGGUGCAUGCUGCCCCGCUCACACGGGCCACUCUGCUGUGCUGCACUGCGAGCUCGCAGCAUGCCCUGUGCCCCUUUCAUACCUGGAAGCUUAUCACUCCUUGCUGCUGAUCUCAUGCCUUGCUGCCGUGUCCCCCACGUACCGUGGAACGACGACGGGAGCCAAGUUUCGAGUGACCCUGGGUCUGCCGGUGGCGGCGGUGGUGAACUGCGCGGACAACACGGGCGCGAAGAACCUCUUCAUCAUGUCGGUGUGCGGCAUCAAGGGCCGCCUCAAUCGCCUGCCGGCCGCCGCCGUGGGCGACAUGGUGAUGGCGACGGUCAAGAAGGGCAAGCCCGACCUGCGUAAAAAGGUGCUACCGGCGGUGAUCGUGCGGCAGCGCAAGCCGUGGCGCAGAAAGGACGGCGUCUUCAUGUACUUCGAAGACAAUGCGGGAGUCAUCGUGAACCCGAAAGGAGAAAUGAAAGGGUCGGCCAUCACGGGGCCGGUGGCCAAGGAGUGCGCGGAUCUCUGGCCUCGUGUCGCCAGCGCCGCCAACUCCAUCCACUGCUGCCGUCUCACCGUGCUGUGUGUGCCUCGUCUCCUCGUGCAGGCACUAGAGGGCGGUGGAAGUGGAGGGCAGCGGGCCACACUGCCAUUGCCCGCCGUCACGCAUCGCGCACCUGCGCACGUCUGCGGCGCUGAUGUCACCCGCAUGACCACUCCGCACGUCGCCGCGUUCCCCCACCCGCGCCACAUGCCCGCCCCGCGGAGUCGUCGCGCACCUAUCCGCACGCCUCUCCUGUGCGUGCUAUGCCUUGUCUGCCUCGUCCGCCUUCUUCCCGGCGCAGGCCUCUCGUCGCCCGUUCGCUCCUCGCCAUCGCAGCUGUCGCCCGCUCCCGCUCGUCGUCGCCUGACCCGAUUGCCCGCGCCUGAUCCCCCCUCGCAAUCCCUCGCCCCGUCGCCUGUGGUGGGGUGGGCGGCAGGCGAGGGAUGGGAGAGGGAUACGUGGCGCGAUCUGAGUGGCGAGUUCGAUGAGGAGGAGGACGAGGGAGGUGAGGGCAGCAGCCGACGGGGGAGAGAAGACGAGGGGGAGCAGGCGCAGGACAAGGGGCCUGUGGGGGGGAUAAGGGGGAAGGCGGGAGGGGGGGGCGCAGAGCAGGGGGCAGCGGGCGAGGCAGGGGAGGCGGGCGGGCGGGCGGGGCAGAAUGCGGGGAUGGGCGGGCGUGGUGGCGGGACGGCUGCCCCAGAGAGCUUGGCAGGAGCAGCGGAAGGGGCGAGUUGGGGCAGGCGGCCGUGGGAGGAGGGGCGCGCGGAGGGUGAAGCGUGGCGGGUGGAGGAGGCGUGGAGGGAGUGGGACCGAGUCGAAGGCCACAGCAGCAGCAGCGGUGGUGGCGGCAGCAGCUUCCAGGGCGAGGAGGCGAGUGACUGCUCGGUGCUGAAGCUGCCCCAUGUCACCGUGCAGGUCAUGGCGUCCUCAUCCCUGCCCGCGUGGCUGGAGGGUUUCUUCACAUGCCCCUGCGGCCUCACCUGCACGCUGUCGCGCAGUGAGGUGCUGGCGGCGCGCCCAGACGCCAUGCUGUACGAGGGGGGCGCGCCCAGGGGGGUGAGAGUCAAGGGCGACCCGCUGCUCGUGCACGUGGCCAUGGAGGCGGAGGGGGAGGGGGGAGAGGGGGAAGGGGGCGCGCAGGCGGGCAGUGGGGUGGAUGUGACGGUGGGGUAUGGCCCGGGUGCGGACGUGCAGUGCACGUAUGCCAGCAACCUGCUGCUCGCCGACCACAACCCCCUCAUCGCUGCCUCCAAGUCCCCCGCGCUUACCAUCUUCCAUGCCUCAUCACGCUACUCGCCCUGGCGAGCAGCAGCAGCGCCGCUGCUACUGGCGCACCCCCUCACACACCGCUUCGGCCUGCAGACGCCCCUCCCACUGCGCCGCUCCCUGCGCCGCGCCUUCCCCCGCUGCCAGUACUCGCACGCACCCAAGGGGGCAGGGGCGCAGGGCGCAGGGGCGCGGGGGCAGGCGCAGGUGCACGGGCAAGGGGGGACGGGGCCCCCUGGUGUAGGAUUGCAGGGUGGGGCCGUUGCACGGGGCACAUCAGCUGUGGGGCGCAGCGGAAGUGGGGGUUCAGUGGUGCAAGGGGAGGUAGGGGGGAAGGAGGGACAGGGGGAGAAGAAGGAGGGAGAGGGGAGUGCAGGGGGGGCGGAGGAGGGGGCAGGAUGGACGGCGAGGGAGCGGGAGAUGGCGGGCGUGGACGAGGUAGUUGGGGGUGGCUUGGGAGGCAGUGUGCCGAUCUACUACGGGGCGCCAGACGUGGGAGAGUUUGCCCCACCGGAGUCGUUCAUGGAGGGCGGGGCGGAGAGCCAGGAGAGCAUAGUGCGGCGCGUGCACGCCAUGCGCAGCAACGCCACGGCAUACCUCUCCCUGCACGCCUGGCGCCGGUGCGGAGUGCUGGGGGGGCUGCAGCGAGCGCUGAGGAUGGGGUUUGACACUCUGCCGUGCCGCCUGUGCCAUCGCAUCAGCACCAUGGGGGGGCGCGCACACACCUCGCAACCUCGCUCUGCUGAAGAGGAUGCUGCUGCUGCUGGGGGUGAUGGAGAUGCCAUGAACUCGGUCACAACUGUGAUUUGA